Messenger RNA from Dictyostelium purpureum, 2712 nucleotides. RefSeq lists its product as uncharacterized. Gene Ontology annotation, biological process: sexual reproduction. Lineage: Eukaryota; Evosea; Eumycetozoa; Dictyosteliales; Dictyosteliaceae. The record is from RefSeq and is a predicted model, not a curated record. The coding region runs from base 1 to 2712 and encodes 903 amino acids. The transcript has a single exon.
AUGACAGUUAAAUUUGGAACAGAAGAUAUUACAACAAAUUGUAAAACAGAUGGACUCACAUCCAUAACUUGCAUCCAAAUUCCUAAUGUCCCAAGUUCCGAUAUUGUUAUUACUGGUGGUGAUUCUACAACCUAUAGCUCAUUUAUUUUAACUCCCUAUCUUUUACACUUAAAUAACAAUCAAGUUCCAACUAUUGGUAGCAAAGUUACAAUUAUUGGUAAAUUCUUUGAAUUAUCAGUCAAAGGAAACCCAACCCAAACUUUAUCUGUCAUUGUAAAUGGAAAUCAAUCAUCAAACUUAAAAUUAUUAAACAACUCUAGCAUUGAAUUCACUAUGCCACCAGGUCAAGAAGAUGGAGAGGUUAAUACAAUUGCAGUCCAAUCAACUGACAAGGUUUCAAAUAGCUUAGUCUAUUAUUAUAAGGAUUAUGUAAAGAUUACAUCAGUUACUCAAAUUAAUCAAGGCUUAAAAAUCAAUGGUUAUGGUUUUAAAAUAUCAUCUGAUAAUGUAAUUGAGUUUGGUUCACUUGAUAUCACCUCGUCUUGUAUAAUUAAUAGCGAUACUGAUAUUACAUGUGAAACUCUUCCAGCAGGUUCCCAAAGCAGCUAUUUCAAAAUUUCAGGCAGUGGUGGUGCUUCAAACUAUAAGGUAUUAUUAACUCCAGUCUUAAUUUCAAUUUCAAAAAAUGUUUUAAAUUCUGCAGGUGAAGCUAUUAGUAUUGUAGGUAGAUUCUUUGAAAAAGUUGAUCCAACAACCAGCCAACAAAAUGUUAUCAAUGUUUAUAUUGACAGCAAUCCAACUCCAAUGCAAACAACUGUUCAAACCGAAGAAUUAAUUACUGUAUCAAUUGUAGGUGGUUACGGUGCAACUCAUAAAGUCGUUGUAAAAACCGAGAAUAGAGUCUCAAAUUCAAUCAGUUAUUCAUACAACCCACCAAUUGUUACUGGUUUCUCCCAAAUCAGAGAACAAUUUUAUGUUAGUGCCGAGCAUUUCAGUAGGGAUGAUAUGUCAUUAAACAAAAUUUUUGUUAACGACAUUCAAGUAGUUACCGGUAUUUCUCUAUCAAAUAAUGAUGAGUUAGAAUUUAUUCUUCCACCAACCACACAAAAUGGUCAAUUAGUUCUUGUAGUCGACGGUCAAAAAUCAGUAGCAUUCGAUAUCGCACUUUCGCCAAUUAUUAAAUCAUUUUCACCAUUAAAACCAUAUAUGGAUGGAUCAAUAGCAGUAACUUUAAAUGGUUUAUAUUUUUCAAAUAAAAACUUCAAGACCGGUAACACCAUUGAUUUGGCUUAUAGCUACAUUUUAGAAUCUGAUCUUAGCAAUAGUCUUUCCUUAACAUGUGAAUAUUUAAAUAGUGUAUCAGCUAAAUGUAUAAAUUUCAAAGGUUAUGGCAAUGGUUCUUUGCUUGUUACUAAAACAGAUGGUUCAAUAAAACUCGUUUCAUACCUUUUUGGAUUUAAUUUCCAAGAACCAAAAGUAGUUAAAUCAACUUCACUCCAUUAUAAACAAGGCUCAAAUAUUACAAUUACAGCUGAAAGCUUUUUACCAGAAAACUUACAGGUCUUUGUUGAACAAACAGAAUGCCUCAACCCAGUUGCAUUAGAUAAUAGACAUAUUCAAUGUUUUUAUGACGCUUCAAUUCCACCAAAAGAAAAUGGCGACUCACUUAAUGUUACCGUUAUUUCACACUCAAUGAAAGGAACCAAUCAAGUAUUAUAUUACCACGACUCAUUAAAAUGUGAAAAUAACUGUACUGCCCCAAAUGGUGUCUGUAAUGAAAUUAAUGGCUAUUGUGAAUGUACACAACAAUGGGAAGGUAUUGACUGUUCAAUUGAAAAGCAAACACCAGUAUCACCACCAGAAAUUAAAGAUAAUGGUGAUUCAAAUCUUCAAGGUGCCCAAAUCAACUUUACCAUUUCAAUUGCAUAUUUAAGAGAAAAUAAUAUUAUGGGUGAUCAAGUUAAAUUACUUGACAUGAAGUCAAUCAAAUGGGUAAAUAAAACUAUCACUGGUGAUAAAACUUCAUACUUUAGAGGAACUUUUGAUAAUGAUCCAGCCAUUGUAGAGUUAGAUGUUACUUAUUAUAAAGAUGCAUUAAACUAUGACUUUGCCGGUGAUAUCAUUUCAAUUCCAGACAAUUCUGUUAAAUAUGUUAUUACUGUUUCAAAUUGGGAUUUUGAUUCAUCACUUAAUACUUUCCAAUUAGUAUACAACGCCCAAACUAAAAAGACAGUGACCACCUCAUGUUCAACUAUUGAAACCAAUAGCACAGAAUCUUCUGUUAAAGAUCAAUCUGUUUCAUGGUUCCAAAUUACAUCAGGCACCUCUGUACUUAAUGGUAAAUUUGCUCGUAGAAUUUUUGCUGAUGAUGCUGUUAAAAAAUCAUCCAUCACAAUAUUACCAUCAGAUGAUCCACUCUAUAAGCUUUUAAAUGAAUCAGCCACAACAACUAAUUCAUACAACAAAUUAACAGCUAUUAAUGCCCCUUACUUUAGAAAUAAUGUAAUCUUGGAUCCAUCAUUCUCAUCUUUGUUAAGACCAUCCGACGGUAGUGAUAAAUGUUCAUCUGCUUCAUGGAAAAUACCAACCAUUGCUGCUCUUUGCUCUGUAGGUGGUGCUGCAAUCGUUGCUGGCGCUAGUGUUACAAUAUACAAAAAGAAGAAAUUCCAAAAGUUCGAAAAGAAAAUUAAAAAUUUAAGUGUCACAUCUUAA